UCGCUCGAUGACUCAGUUAUUGGUCUGUGUGGACGGCGCGGGGAGAGGUGGCUGCUAACUGGGCCCUCCCUGUGCCCCCAGCUGCCCUGCUUCUGGGUGAGGAGCCCCUGGACCCCAAAUGUUUCACGCGCUGCCUGGAGGACCUGACCUGCUUCUGGGAGAGCAGCAGCCCCCCGAGCGCCACGGAAUACGGCUUCUUCUACGUCGUGGAGGGGGACGCCCCACAGCGCUGCAACGUGAGCGUGGCCCGGACGCCCUGGAACAGCACCCGCUUCAGCUGCGUCUUCCCCCCCCAGGACACCCCGUCCUUCACCCCCCUGCGCGUCGGCGCAUACGUCGGCAACAGCAGCAACGUUGUCCACGCCCGCACCAUCAUGAUCAACCAAGUGGUUCUCCUGGAGCCUCCAACCAACCUGACGGCGCGCGCGACCGAGAGCCCGGGGCAGCUGGCGGUGAGCUGGCAGCCGCCCGGCCUGCGCUACCUGGAGAGCAGCCUGCGCUACGAGGUGGCCUUCGCCCCCGAGGGCGCCGAGCGCCAGACGAUCUGGACCCCCUGAUCCUGUCGCUGUCUCUCAUCCUGUUGCUCAUCGUGGUGCUCCUGGCCCUCUUUGCCCUGCUCACCCACCGCAGGUUUUUGAAGAAGAAGCUGUGGCCGGUGAUUCCCAGCCCGGAGCACAAAUUCGAGGGGCUUUUCACCCUCUACAAGGGGAACUUCCAGCUCUGGCUGGGACAAAGAAAUGCCUACCUGUGGUGGAGCGCGAACCCUGGCUAUUUGGAGGAGCAGCCCACCAUGCUGGAAGUGCUGUCCGAGGGCCGCGAAUCCAAGGCGGAGGGGCCGGUGCCCCCUCUGCCCCCCAAAGCCCAUGGCUCGGUCCCGCCCGCCCGCCCUGAGCCGCCCGUGGAGCCCCAGGAUGACUACCUGGUGCUGGAUGAACAGCUGAUGCCAUGCAGCCUGGGCAAGGACUCUCUGCUCCUGCCGGAUGCCCGGAGCAGUGCAAGCUCUGAAGCCCCCCCUGCCAUGGGGCAGGAGCUGGGCCCCCCGGGGGCGACACCGGAGCCCGUCCUGGAGGAGCGGGUCUCGUCCUCCUCCAGCUUCGAGUACACCAUCUUCGACCCCAGUUCGGAGCUGCUGGCACCCUGUGGGCACCAGCGCCCGCUCAAAUACAGCUACCUGCUGGUGUCCGACUCCGGGAUCUCCGCUGACUACAGCCCCCUGGGCACCAGCACCCACCAGCCCAACCUCUACACCAACCUGUGCCAGGAGGAGUGCCAGGCCCAGCCCUUCCCAGCCAGCUACGUGGUGUGCUCAUAGUGCCGGCGGACGGGCACGGGACUCCGGGCCUGGAGAACGGAGAUGGAACCCCAUGUGGACCCCGUCCCAGCAGGACGAAGAAGAGAUCCCGUCCCAGCAGGACGUUGAG
Molecule: messenger RNA, 1421 nt
Organism: Terrapene triunguis (Three-toed box turtle)
Lineage: Eukaryota; Metazoa; Chordata; Testudines; Emydidae
Gene: EPOR
Product: erythropoietin receptor
Exons: 6
Coding region: 119-1312 (397 amino acids)
Biological process (GO): hemopoiesis; cytokine-mediated signaling pathway; positive regulation of cell population proliferation
Cellular component (GO): external side of plasma membrane
Molecular function (GO): cytokine receptor activity
Source: RefSeq, a predicted model, not a curated record